AUGUCUAUAUUGAAAGUAACUAGAAGGGUACCGCCAGGUCCCAGGAAUCAGAGCAUAUCGGAACUAGGAGAGGUUGAUGUGUCCGAAAGCUCGAUAAACGGAAUAGGAGCAAUGAAGUUCACAGACGAAGAGGAUUGUGGUUUCUUUGGGCCAUCUUCCAAUAUCGCCUUCAUGCGUUAUAUAUCGCAAGUGAUAGCAAAAGCAAGCCCGCACAGGGAGCCAACCCUGAGUCCAUCUCCCCUGCAGAGAGAAUACAGCAGAAUGAUCAGCGUAGCCAAAUCACGACCUCCAUCGAGAGGCGCAGAAUCGGGUGCUGAAAAUUCGAUUCCGAGCCCGGCAGUCAACAUCUACGCCUUACCCAGCGAGGAGCGUACAUGGAAUCUAAUCCAGCAGUACUUUUAUAAGACCGGACAACUUCUGCCGUUUAUCCAUGAGCCAUCAUUCUGUGAGACCUACUUUCAGAUGAAGAGGGAGAAGUUUAGUAAGGUUUGCAGAAUCUGGCUCGGUCUGCUCAAUAUCGUCCUCGCCAUCGCAGCAAGCCUAUUGACCAAGGGUGAAAUUCCUACAGAAAAGCGAAUACAGGAAUCUAACGUGUAUUAUCAAAGGGCAAAUGGUCUAUGCGAUCGAGACUCUAGAAGAAAUGCUAGUCUUGAGAUUGUCCAAUAUCUCCUGAUCUUGGGCCAGUACCUUCAAGGUACUCAAAACUCAGUGCAGGCCUGGGCCGCUCAUGGGUUGGCAAUUUCUGCGGCAUAUCAAUUAGGCCUGCACUCUCCGGAUGCAAACCGGGGAUUUCGCUCAUUGAAAUGUGAAAUCCGAAAGCGCACCUGGUUUGGAUGUAUGCUCAGUUUGACCCCGGAAACCGAAUCCCAUCCUACGUUGGAUGGCUCUUUUUUCACAGCUGCAAUAAAGCUAUAUGCCAUACUCUACAACGUACUAGAAUCAUGCUACGGGGCCAAUUUAGGGAUCGAAGUCUCAACGAGUUCUAUAGAUGCCAUAUCGGGGAUCCUCGAAGGCCAACGUCGACUCGAUGAAUGGCGUCUUCAACAGCUUCCUUCUCCGGGACUCCGAGUCUGGGAUAACCCCGUGAGCCGCGAGGAUAUUGAGAAGAUGGAUGCAGGCUCCGUAAUCCAUCAUAGGUUUAACGUUAUCCUCUACGUGCGGUAUAAUAACCUUCGGAUUUUGGUCCAUCGCCGCUGCUUGGAGAGCCUCCUCGAUUCAUUCCAGACUCAAGAAACUAUGGUGACAUCUGAAACACGGCUGCUCCAGCAUAUGAGACUUGACAGUGUUGCUAGUUGUGUUGAAUCGGCCGUGUCGAUUAUUUCUACUGUAUUCAAUAUGUCUUCCGGUAGUGGCUGGCGACGUGAAUUUCUGGAUGCAUGGAACUAUUCGCUUUAUUACACAUUCAACGCAGCACUAGUCAUUUUCGGCUCCCUAAUCGUGGCAUCAAAGGAGCGUGACCGCAACCCAUCAGCCUGGACUAUGAUCUGCCAUUCGCGGCCUUAUAUAGACACGGCGACUGAAACACUGCGCCAAAUUGAUUCUGGUAAUCCUGUCGUUGAGCGGCGUCAGGCAUAUCUAUCCCAGCUGUCUGUGAUAUUGGACCCUCUGAGUUAGUUUUUACUCUGAAUUUCCCUUGUAUUGUGGUGGCCGCUAACAGUCUUCACUUGCACAGUUUCAGAAAAGCCGUAUUCUGAUAAUAGAUUGGCGCCUCACUUCGCCACCGAAUACUCAUCGGGUCUCUUUCUCGGUGGCUCCGACUUGGUACCGCUUGUGGAUCUUGGGGAAUUUAUGAUCGGGCAGGACUGGGACCUUCUUGGUAGGAUUUCCGGCCAGCCACAUGAUGAGAAGUAAUUGUUCAAAUCCCUGAUAGUAGUGUCAAAGGGGAAUGUAAUAGACUUAAGGUUGCUCAUGUUCAGAGUAGUAGUUGGGAGAUGGUCGAUAUUGAAAACGGCAUUUCCAUUGU
Molecule: messenger RNA, 1963 nt
Organism: Aspergillus ruber CBS 135680
Lineage: Eukaryota; Fungi; Ascomycota; Eurotiomycetes; Eurotiales; Aspergillaceae
Product: fungal specific transcription factor domain-containing protein
Exons: 7
Coding region: 1-1614 (537 amino acids)
Biological process (GO): DNA-templated transcription; positive regulation of transcription from RNA polymerase II promoter by galactose
Cellular component (GO): nucleus
Molecular function (GO): RNA polymerase II cis-regulatory region sequence-specific DNA binding; DNA-binding transcription factor activity, RNA polymerase II-specific; zinc ion binding
Source: RefSeq, a predicted model, not a curated record